AUGUCAUAUUUCCCUACAAUCAAUCACCCGUACUACAACCGCCGCGUCGGUGUUUUCAGCAUCGAGGAUCCCAACAAGCCUCUGCAAGUCUACCUUGUAGUGAACCCCCGUUAUCAACAAGGGUACCCUGCGGCGAAGGACGUUCAGUGGCUAUUCGCCUGGGAUAUGGGCGUGAACAAGGACGGAGACCUCAUACAGCGACGUUUGGAACUCGACUCUGGCUUCGACAGUCUCAGCAACAAUGGCCCAAUCACCUGGACUGUCAGCAAGGCGGAGAAGGCUUCUAGCAUCAGUGUUGCUAUCCCACUCAAAGUUAUGAGUCUGGCACAAAGAAAAUCCUUGGAGACUAUCGCAGUAGCCGCAAAGGUGAAGACACCUGGCGCGGCUUGUAACUCCCAGAAUUGGUGCGAAGAAGUCAUGGAUCAGGCGCAGAAGAAGGGAUUGCUCACCUCGCAAGAAAUAAAGACUGCCUCUGAUGCCGCAAGGCGCGUUGCAGUCCCGAAGAAAUGA
Pleurotus ostreatus (oyster mushroom) is the source of this 510-nucleotide messenger RNA. RefSeq lists its product as uncharacterized. NCBI's taxonomy places the organism in Eukaryota, Fungi, Basidiomycota, Agaricomycetes, Agaricales, Pleurotaceae. The record is from RefSeq and is a predicted model, not a curated record. Bases 1 to 510 code for a protein of 169 amino acids. The transcript has a single exon.